AUGGCAUUUGCUCACGCGUACAUGAUUUACUUCGCGCAUAUGAAGAAUGAUCAAGGAGGGGACCGACCGCGUGACCCGCGCCAUAUCUACGCGAACCCGCUACAACCAAGUAUUUGUCCAAUUGUGGCACUAGGUAUAUAUUGGGCGGUUUCUAAUUUUGGCGACGGCGAUCUCCUUUUUCCUGGCAGUAACCAAUACGAGCGAUUUCGGAAGUGCUGGCUGCGUCUACUGGCGCAAGAGAGUGUCGCGACGGAAUUGCAGCGCCAAGGGAUUGUCGCUACUGAGCUGGGGACUCACUCUAUGCGGAAAGGAUCAGCGACGUGUUCAAAACACCUACCUCCGAUAUGA
Messenger RNA from Phytophthora infestans T30-4, 348 nucleotides. RefSeq lists its product as uncharacterized. The coding region runs from base 1 to 348 and encodes 115 amino acids. The transcript has 3 exons. The record is from RefSeq and is a predicted model, not a curated record. NCBI's taxonomy places the organism in Eukaryota, Oomycota, Peronosporomycetes, Peronosporales, Peronosporaceae.